This is a messenger RNA of Acipenser ruthenus (sterlet), 5727 nucleotides long. Its product is annotated as guanine nucleotide-binding protein G(i) subunit alpha-3. The transcript has 9 exons. Bases 519 to 1583 code for a protein of 354 amino acids. Gene Ontology annotation, biological process: adenylate cyclase-modulating G protein-coupled receptor signaling pathway. Gene Ontology annotation, cellular component: heterotrimeric G-protein complex. Gene Ontology annotation, molecular function: G-protein beta/gamma-subunit complex binding; GTPase activity; GTP binding. NCBI's taxonomy places the organism in Eukaryota, Metazoa, Chordata, Actinopteri, Acipenseriformes, Acipenseridae. The record is from RefSeq and is a predicted model, not a curated record.
GCGCACUGCCGAUGCCUUCAUUUGCAUACAAUUUGAUUUUUUUGUUCUGCUUCCAAACAGCAACGGAAACGGUGUGGGACCGUAACACAAAAAAACAGUUAUCAAAGCACAAGAAUUAAAAAUCCGUCUGGGAGGACGGGUUUCGAAUCGAAGUGAGACCGGGGGGGAAAGCGCCGAUAUCAUUCGUCUACAUUUUUGGCGUUUCUUUUUUGUGACCAAUUUUUGGUUGUGUUUAUUUUUUUAAUGCUCUAUUUUUUAGUUGAAAAGGGGAAGGGGUAACGCCUGGUUUAGUAGUUGUGUAUUAUUACAGAGACUCGCAAAACGACAUUUAAUUGUCAUUUAUAUAAUUAGUGACUAACUUGAAUCGUUUUUGUUUUUUUAAAUGCACGUCUUAUUUUCCAUGUGAGCGACCAACGCCUCUUCCGCCCUGAAUGCUUUUUUUUUCUGAAGAGCAAUUGUUUUGUGCCGUGCGUUUGAUUUUUAUAUCGAGUCUCUCGUAUUUUUAAUUAAAAAACAAAAUGGGUUGCACGCUGAGCGUCGAAGACAAGGCGGCGGCGGAGAGGAGCAAGAUGAUUGACAAGAAUUUGAGAGAAGACGGCGAGAAAGCGUCUCGGGAGGUGAAACUUUUGUUGCUGGGUGCUGGAGAGUCUGGGAAAAGUACCAUCGUGAAGCAGAUGAAAAUUAUUCAUGAAGAUGGAUAUUCAGAGGAGGAAUGUAAGCAGUACAAAGUGGUUGUGUACAGCAACACAAUUCAGUCUAUUAUUGCAAUAAUCCGAGCCAUGGGAAGACUACAGAUAGACUUUGGAGACCCGACACGAGCGGACGAUGCCCGGCAGUUGUUUGCGCUGGCAGGGACUGCCGAGGAGGGGAUUAUGAGUGCUGAACUGGCUGGUGUAAUAAAGAGGCUAUGGCAAGAUGAGGGCGUCCAGGCCUGUUUUAACAGAUCCAGAGAAUACCAGCUCAACGACUCUGCAUCUUAUUACCUCAAUGACUUGGACAGAAUUUCCGAAACAAGUUACAUCCCAACACAACAAGAUGUGCUCCGAACCAGGGUGAAAACCACAGGCAUAGUCGAGACUCACUUCACUUUCAAGGACCUGUACUUCAAGAUGUUUGACGUUGGUGGCCAGCGAUCUGAGCGGAAGAAGUGGAUUCAUUGCUUUGAAGGAGUCACGGCCAUCAUAUUCUGCGUAGCACUCAGUGACUAUGACCUUGUUCUUGCAGAGGAUGAAGAAAUGAAUCGCAUGCAUGAGAGCAUGAAGCUGUUUGACAGCAUCUGCAAUAACAAGUGGUUUACAGAUACCUCUAUAAUCCUCUUCCUGAACAAGAAGGACCUUUUUGAGGAAAAGAUCACGAGAAGUUCCCUUACCAUCUGCUACCCCGAAUAUGCAGGUUCCAGCACUUACGAAGAAGCGGCUGCAUACAUUCAGUGCCAGUUUGAAGACCUCAACAGGCGAAAAGAUACGAAGGAAAUCUACACUCAUUUCACCUGCGCCACAGACACGAAAAAUGUGCAGUUUGUGUUUGAUGCCGUGACUGAUGUCAUCAUCAAAAACAACUUGAAAGAAUGUGGACUUUACUGAACGCUUUGAAAGAACUUGCAGGUCGUCCUUUUUUAGAGUGACGCAUGAACACAGGCUGCAGAUCGGUUCCUGUCUCCCCUGAUUGGUUGCAGGUUUGUAGAAAAGGACCAAAUGGAACCACCUGCUGCUGCUGCUAUUGCUGCAUGCAGUCCUUGUAUUCAUCCGCGCCAAAUCUGCAUUCUGAAUUGUUUUUUGUUUUUUUUUUUUAAUUAAAAAAACUCUGUAAUAUUUGAUGCUAUUAAGCAGACAAGAUGAAAUUCUGUAAAUAAAUCUGAAAUUCAGCGGUGAUAUGCUGAUCCAUGCUAAUCCUUUUUUUCUGAAGGCCGAGGGAGUGGGGGGGAGCACAGUGCCACAUUUAAACAGUUUAGCAGUAUGAUUAGCGAAGCGACGGGAAUUUUAAAACCUGGUUAUCGAGUCGCCAUCAUCUUAGACCUAAUGUCCUAAUUUGUCCAUGUUUAGGUUUAAUCUCACUCCCGGGGUAAGCACUUUUUACUAUGCACGCUGACCAUGAUGUGGUUCAAAGUUUUAUUAUGCUGGAACAUGAGGCAUGCUGUUGUCUUGUGCUGUUUCACCAAGUCAUGUUGUAAAUGGACAGAAUGAAUAAGGACAUUUUUAUGUUGCCAAACCUCUUCAGUAAGAAAAUAAGGGGACCUCAAACGUGUACCCAUAAUUUAAGAAAACUGUACACAUUUCUAAUAAAUGUGCAGGAUUAGAGGGCGUUUGUAUUGUAAGGUGUUCAUGCAACGAGGCGUCCUUCAGGCAUUGCUGUAACGAUGUGAUUGUAUUACAGUUUGAUACAGUGUGUAUCUUUUAAAAUCUUGUUUAAUAUGUUGAUUUUUUUUUUCCCCCUGUGAGAUGCUUUCCUCUGGGCCCAAGGGAUCUGCAUGGAAAUGAAGGGGAUUAAAAAAUGAUUGAGUAUUGGCUAACUGUAAUGAAUUAAUCAUUUCAUUUUAACUUGCUUUAACAGAAGUUCUUCACAGGUCAUUGAAACCAGUACUGUUAGUGCAGUCGUUCUGUAUCUGCCAGCAAUGUGAAAACAGUGUACUGUUAAACUUGCACUCCAGUAUAAGGGAUGUAUAUUCGGUCACAUUAAAUGAUUAAUAUAUGCAGUUUGUUUUUUUUGUUUUUUUGACAUGUCCAAGCUUUUCUCAUUCAGAUGUAACAGUGGAGUUUUCAUCCCCUCCCUGCCUCCACCUUUUUUCUUUUCUUUUAUUAGAUAAUUUCCGCACAAACUGAUUCAUAAUGAAAAGUAAUCGGAAAUCCAGAUUGGCUUUUUUUUAUUUUUUAUAAUUUGACAUUUUUGUAACAAGCUCUUUUAUUUUACGUUAUGGUGGCCCUCUAUGCAGCUAGAGCAUGCCUUUACCUUGUGAAAUGUGGUGCCAAAUAACCGAUGCCGUUGUUAACUAACAUUCUCCACUUGAAUUUCUUUUCAUGUACAUUCCUUUGCUGAAUUUGAAUACAUGUAGUAUUCUGUCUAUGACAUUUUGUACAGGCUUAAUGUUAAUCUUGGCAAUAUUAAAUGACAGUGAUGGGCUCUCGUGUGUGUUGGAGUUUAUUUGGUUUACAGAAAUUGGCUAAUAUUAGGCCUAAAUACAUGCUGUGUGUUUUUUUUCUUCUUUUUUAAUUAUUUUUUUUAUCUAAACACUGCAAGUUAUUCCAGGACGUUUCUGUCCCCAUCCCCAGCAGAGACUCACACCAAGCUCUCUUUAAAUAAUCCUUUUUAUAGUUUUACAUGUUUUUGAAUCCUGUUUUCUGGACCAGUUGUACAAUACUUUCCACUCAAGGCACAGAAUUGACUGGCGCACAUAAUGUGUGGCUCUUAGCAGAGAUUAUUGUGCCCUUCGGCUCUGAUGCAAGUGGAUUUGAAAUGUAGCUGUCGAAAGAUGACCCAGCAGUUUCCACUGCUGAAAGGUCUGGAACUUCCUGGAACAAGAUGUUCGCUUAUGGCUUGCUUCUUGUUGCUAAUGAUAAAUGGUUUAGUAGACCCAAGUAACUCUCCAAUUAGCUACAAUAGUAGUUAACCUGGAGUGGAAUGGCCCUCUCCUGGCCUGGGAUUGGUCACCCUGGUGUAGAUCUGUGUAUGGCAGUGAGUUAUUCGUUCAAUAUACUGUAAACUCCGUAGAGGGAUGACGUGUGUUUGAGCAGAAUUUCCUGCACUAUCAUUUCUGUGUCUGUGGUUGCUGCAAAAGCAUUUUUUUUUCUUUUUUGCUUCCUAUCUACCUUUUUUGGAUAGCACUUUCUCUUGACAGUGAAAAGCUUUUAGAUUUGUGUACAAGCUGUGGUCAUGUUCUAUGUACAAGCUGUGGUCAUGUUCUAUGUACAUAUACUCCCGGGACGAUCGGGUGGUUUAUUUUCCUUUGAACGAGGCGUGCUGUGUAGAUUAUGAACAGAUCAGAUUCCUGAGCAGAAUUUUAAAAAUGCACUCCUUACGAUUGAUGAGAUACAUUAACUGAAACUUCACACAUCUAUUCGAAGGGCAAAGCUGAUGAAUAUUGUCUAGAUUUUUUAUUGCUUCAAUUCUGCAGUGGAGCCGAGAGACACCCCCCCCCCCGAAUUCAAUUCACUUGGUUCCCUAGCCAGGUUUCAGCCCAUGUCCUAUUGGUACUAGUGUCUUUUAAAACGAUAAUUCUAAUAAUCAUUGCAAGAUUAUUUUAAAGUGUCACUCCUCCGAAGGUAAUGAUAGAAUGAAUUUGCAUUAUAGGUAAUGCGGUGUAAAGGGAAUCUACAGUGUGACUCACAGCUUUAUAAUCGCCAGUAUCACAGCUCAGUCAUUUCCUGUGUGUGCUGUAUUCACUCAGCAAGGCAGACAUGUGUCCUUUAAACCCUGAAGCGUACGAUCAGUCUCUUCUGUAAAUGCAGCGGAUUCAUGUGACAUAUAUAUUCUGGCUUGCUUCCUUGCAGCAGUUUCAUUAUUUCAUUUAGAAUGAAUUUGUUGGGUUUGUAAUCUGAUUGAGUGGCUGGUUCACAAUGUGUUUGAGGAAUGGCGUCUCAUGUAAAUGGACCAGUGUUUUUAUUUAGUGUGUGUAUGUGUAUAUUUGUUAAACACUACUUAACAUUUUUUAAAUAUCAAAAAGUCUUUAGAGAAUAAAUGAUGUAUCAUUCUCAGAAAAAGAACCCUGUGCUAGGACUAAACUGAGAGAACCCUUGGCACCCACCUCUGAAGCUGGCGACACAGCCUGCCACAAUCUAAACACUGGGCUCAGCUGCUUGCUUGUAAAAUCGCUGCAGUCACAGCGGUUUUCUGUUGAAAUGUGUUUCCGGUUACAGCCCUGACUUGUUCAGGGUGUGCAGUAACAGCUCGGAGAAACAAAGGAAAAAGCAGAAGUAGAUUUCUAUUGAGAGUGUGAAGUGGUACCUGACUUUAGGGGGGUAGUGCUGGUUUCUCCCCUGAGCAGAGUCGCUGCACCCUGCACAGAAUUAACAGUUAUUCACUUGGGAGUGUCCUGUUCCUUAAUCAGAAAGGGCUGCAUUAAAUAACGCAGGGCUUUCGCUCAUUUCACAGCGCACCUUCAUUUCUAUGUAGAAGUUAGUUCUGAAGUAUGUUUCGACAGCUGCUUGGUACAUUUUAUUCUUUGCAGAAUCAGAUGUUCACUGGAAUUCAGUUAACCACAGCAGUGCCUAUUUUUUUUAAUCUUGGCUGUCAUAAUCUUGUGACUGGUUGGUUUUUAGACUGCGGUUGCAGGAAAGGCUAUGGCACCACUGCUUGCUUGGCAGUAACCUGGCCAUCAUUGCACACGUAGCUAUUCACCAGGAAUUGACGUGCUAUUUCAGUGUUUGCUCAACUGUACAUCCAAGGCAACAAGAGAUCAUGUAUUCAACAUUAUAAUAAAAUGCUGCAAAUGUUUUGACAAGCGGUCUUUCAUACACGAAAGACAUUGACAAAGAAGACCUGGUUUUAUCUAAUUUUAUUACAAAACAAUCCUUUACAAAAAAUAAAUAGCAUGUUGUUUUAAAGAAAUAAGACCAAAUUAUGUAUGUCAUGCAUAUCCUUUAUUUUGUGACACUACUGUAGUUUCUUUCAAGCCAAAGCCGUAAAACAAAAGGUACAGACGUACAUUGAGUUGACAAAAUAAUAAAAAAAAAAAAGCUAAAUGCUUUAUCUAACUCUUUGCGUUGUGUGUGUGUGUGUGUGUGUGUGGUUUUU